UUUCACAACAAAUCAAAACCAAAAAACAUGAAGAUUCACACUUCCCUCAGAUGGGCAAUUCUCACCCUACCCAUCUUGAUCUCUUUCAAAUUCAAUCACUCUCAUGCAAAACAAACACAACCCAUCUCAGAAUCGCCAAGAUUUCAUCAAUGGACUCACCACCACCUCCACACACAUCUCCAACAACAAACCCUACUCAAAUUCUCAUCCCCUUUUUUGAUUUCAGGACUCCUCUGUUUCAUAGCUGCCUCAAUCUCAAGUGCUGGUGGUGUUGGUGGUGGUGGGUUGUUCAUACCCAUCUUAACCAUAGUGGCUGGUUUAGACCUCAAAACAGCCUCAAGUUUCUCUGCUUUCAUGGUCACAGGUGGUUCAAUUGCCAAUGUCAUGUGCCAAAUGGUCAUGUCAUGCCCUAAGUUUGGUGGCAAGGCUUUGAUUGACUAUGACAUAGCUCUUCUUUCUGAGCCAUGCAUGUUGCUUGGGGUGAGUAUUGGGGUGAUCUGUAAUCUUGUGUUCCCAGAAUGGCUCAUCACCAUACUUUUUGCUGUUUUUCUUGCUUGGUCUACAUCCAAGACAUGUAAAUCUGGGGUUAUGUUUUGGAAAUCGGAAUCAGAGGAGGGGAAGAGAAAUGGGUUUGGGAAAUUGGAAAAUGGGUUGGUGAGAGAAGGUGAGAUUUGUGAUGGGAAUGAAGUGACCAAACAGCCCCUUCUGGGUGAGGGAUUGGAAAACUGUAAAUUGGGGAUUCCAUGGAGGAAAUUGGGAGUGUUGAUUUUGGUAUGGUUUUCUUUCUUUGCUCUGUAUCUUCUCCGCGGAGAUCGGUUUGGACAGAGUAUAAUACCAAUAGAGCCUUGUGGAAUGGGAUAUUGGAUUCUCUCAGCAUUGCAAAUUCCUCUUGCUAUAAUUUUUACUACUUGGAUAUUGCACGGAAGAGAAAGCCCCCAAGAUCAAACUUUCUACCAACAGGAAGGAGGCCAAAGUAAAAGUGGGCCAUCGAACAAGCUCAUUUUCCCGGUAAUGGCUAUGUUUGCAGGGAUUUUGGGUGGAGUUUUCGGAAUUGGUGGUGGAAUGCUCAUAAGCCCACUUCUUCUUCAAGUUGGAAUAGCACCAGAAGUAACAGCAGCAACUACUUCAUUCAUGGUGUUCUUCUCAUCAACCAUGUCUGCAAUGCAGUACUUGCUGCUAGGCAUGGAUCACACAUAUGGUGCCAUUGGCUUCACCUUGGUUUGUUUUGUUGCGUCACUUGUCGGUUUGAUGGUACUGCAGAGAGCUAUGGAAUUGUAUGGAAGGGCCUCCCUCAUUGUGUUCUCAGUUGGUACUGUGAUGGCUCUGAGUACUAUUCUAAUGACAAGCUUUGGAGCCCUUGAUGUUUGGAGUGACUAUACAAAUGGGGAAUACAUGGGAUUCAAAUUGCCUUGCUGAAAUAAAAUUAAAUGCUUUCUUGGUAAUCAGGUUUUGAAACCUAAUGUCCUAAUGAAGUUUUGAGUUAGAAAUUUGGAUUUUAGAGGUGUCAUGCAUCAAAGAGACACAGGAGAGAUGUUGUAGGGAGAUCUGUGCAUUUUCUUCUCUUUUUUUUCAUAGAAUUGUGCAUUUUUGGGGAAAUUGUUUUAUAAUCCUGAAAUAACAUAUUGCCUACAUGGUCAUUCUUAGCCGAUGAAAAAUCACAACA
This is a messenger RNA of Camellia sinensis, 1663 nucleotides long. Its product is annotated as sulfite exporter TauE/SafE family protein 5. NCBI's taxonomy places the organism in Eukaryota, Viridiplantae, Streptophyta, Magnoliopsida, Ericales, Theaceae. Gene Ontology annotation, biological process: protein ubiquitination. Gene Ontology annotation, cellular component: membrane; Cul4A-RING E3 ubiquitin ligase complex. The record is from RefSeq and is a predicted model, not a curated record.